Ailuropoda melanoleuca (giant panda) is the source of this 3079-nucleotide messenger RNA. It is a transcript of the gene F2RL1, whose product is annotated as F2R like trypsin receptor 1. The coding region runs from base 710 to 1909 and encodes 399 amino acids. The record is from RefSeq and is a predicted model, not a curated record. Gene Ontology annotation, cellular component: plasma membrane. Gene Ontology annotation, molecular function: thrombin-activated receptor activity. The transcript has 3 exons. NCBI's taxonomy places the organism in Eukaryota, Metazoa, Chordata, Mammalia, Carnivora, Ursidae. Gene Ontology annotation, biological process: positive regulation of Rho protein signal transduction; blood coagulation; phospholipase C-activating G protein-coupled receptor signaling pathway.
CCUAUUACAAUAUUUUUUUCCCCAAAAUCACUAUGCUUUCUAUACGGGAUUAAUCACAGAGGUAGCUGAGAACUUGGGAGUUCUGUAACCAGCAUGGACUUCGGCUUUAGCUGGGACAGAAAGUGAGUCAGGGCCUCGUGGAGUCUGGCAGUUCAGCGGGGUCUGGAUCCCCGCAAUCAGGCUGCCCGCGGGGCCCUCGCCCUCCCUGCCCCCACGCCCAGCGGGCCAGCGUUUAUGCGGCUCUAAAUGCUCGGCGGGCAUUCUGCGAGCACUUCCUUCACAUGCUAAUGAAGCUCACAAAUGGUAAACAGCAGGAUCGAACUAGUUUCUGCAUCCUGCCGGGAGCAGCUGGGACUCAUUGCCCCGCGCUCGCUCCCGAGAUUGCCCAGACCCUCCCUCCUCCGCGCUUCCAGAGCUGAGCGGCAGCUGCUGGGAGCCCGGCGCCGCCAGAGCCCUUCUCUCCCGGCCUGCGGGCCCCCGCUAUCUUUCGCAUCAAAUCCAAACCCCCUAAAUUCCUCGCUCUCCUUGCCAGCCUUUCACAGGCCUUUGUCAUUCUCUACAAUUUUGCCGGGGAUUCCAGGCAAACGACAGCUUCCUACCAUCCCCCACCAAGAACAAAGCACCUUUGAAGAGGGCCCCUGGGCCAAGCCUUCUAGUCCUUUGAAUACAACGUUCCUGUAAGAAAGGCCAUCUUGCCAAUCUCAGUGCUAUGAAGAUAGGAUUGAGAAGGGAUAAUUCGGUCUUCAGUGGCUUGAGGAUUAAAGUCCAAAGUCUUUUUCAUGGAAAGCCCUUUAUAGGAACCAAUAGAACCUCUAAAGGAAGAAGUCUCAUUGGUAAGGUUGACAGCUCAUCUCAUGUCACUGGGAAAGGAGUUACAGUGGAAACAGGCUUUUCUGUGGAUGACUUUUCUGCCUCCAUCCUCACUGGAAAACUGACUACUGUCUUUCUUCCAAUUGUCUACACAAUUGUAUUUGUGAUUGGUUUGCCAAGCAAUGGCAUGGCCCUGUGGGUCUUUCUUUUCCGAACAAAGAAGAAGCACCCUGCUGUGAUUUACAUGGCCAAUCUAGCCUUGGCAGACCUCCUCUCUGUGAUCUGGUUCCCUUUGAAGAUUGCUUAUCACAUACAUGGCAAUAACUGGAUUUAUGGGGAAGCUCUUUGCAAAGUCCUCAUUGGCUUUUUCUAUGGCAACAUGUACUGUUCCAUUCUCUUCAUGACCUGCCUCAGUGUUCAGAGGUAUUGGGUCAUCGUGAAUCCGUUGGUGCACCCCAAGAAGAAGGCACACAUUGCCUUUGGAGUCUCACUGGGGAUAUGGCUGCUCAUUCUGCUGGUUACCAUCCCCUUGUACGUCAUGAAGCAGACCGUGUACAUUCCAGCCCUUAACAUCACAACCUGCCACGACGUUUUGCCUGAGAAGCUGCUGGUAGGGGACAUGUUCAAUUAUUUCCUCUCUCUGGCCAUCGGAGUCUUUCUGUUCCCAGCCUUCCUCACAGCCUCGGCCUAUGUGCUAAUGAUCAGAACUCUCCGAUCUUCUGCUAUGGAUGAAAACUCGGAAAAGAAGAGGCAGAGAGCCGUCAAACUCAUUGUCACCGUCCUGGCCACGUAUCUGAUCUGCUUCACUCCUAGUAACCUUCUGCUUGUGGUACAUUAUUUCCUGAUUAAAACCAGGAGCCAGAGCCACGUGUACGCCUUGUACAUUGCAGCCCUGUGCCUCUCCACCCUCAACAGCUGCAUCGACCCCUUCGUCUAUUACUUUGUUUCUCAAGACUUCAGGGAUCAUGUGAAGAACGCUCUCCUUUGUCGAAGUGUGCGUACCGUACAGCAGAUGCAGAUAUCCCUCACAUCAAAGAAGUUCUCCAGGAAAUCCAGCUCUUACUCUUCGAGUUCAACCAGCGUUAAAACCUCUUACUGAGGUUUUCAGCAUCUCUGUUGGCGGUUUUACAGGAUUUGGAGCCUGCUUAAUGUUAUGGGCAUGUUUCUGUUGUUCCCUGACCGCGUGGGUCUCACCACAUGCCAUGUGUAUGUAGCACCACUCAGGAUUGCUGGAAGCUUCCCUGUUGGCAUGAGGAAAGUCCCCCAAAUGAACACAGGUGUCAGCUGUAGAAUUCCUCUACUCAGGUGCUCCCAGAAAUGGAACUAACAGAAGCAGACUUUUCAGAAGGUGGUGAAAAAACAGAAGCUCAGGGACUGGUAAGAACUAGUGUUGGCGUGAAGACACGGUUCUUAGCUGAAACUACUUUUCUUUUCCAUCCGGGCUCACUUACAGCCGUGGUAGAGCUCCAGUGUCCUCAGAGAUGAUCAGACCCAUGCACGGACUGGACGGCUGAGGAAAGUAACGAGGUGAAGAAGGUCGCGGAGUCAGGGUCGCUUCCAUUCCAGCCAGGGACAGCCGCUUAGGAUUGAACCUUAGACUUAGACUGUUCAGUGGGGUUCUCCUACCAUCUCCUUGUGGAUCUUGUGUAAAAAUGCAGGUUUGUCAGCUCAGGAAUGAGAGAGCUCAGGGUCUGAGUCAGGAACCUGCAUUUUAUCAAGCAUCUGCUGCGGAUGCUCGGAAACACCCAGGCUUGAGAACCACUGGUCUGGGUGCCAGGGGAGAAGCCAACUGCUUCGUGUCUCUUUUACGUACAGCUUGUAAUGAGAUCUGUUUGUUGUCUCAUUAGAACUUUCAGUUACUUCUCAGCCCUUUGAGCUUUUGUCUCUAUCCUUCUCACUACAAGGAAUAUAUACUGAAGAUUUUAAAUAUGGAAAUACAAAGGUUGUGUAACUUUGUACUGACUCAGAAUCUUCGGGUAGUCUGAGUCAUAGAUGUUUCAAAGCAAGAGGGGCAUUUAUUUACCACUUAGUAUUUCUCAAAAUUAUAGUUGGAUUAUUUAUUGUCAUUUUUUUUCACUUGCCACAAUAUGAAAUUGUAAUGCCUUCACUGGAUUUGAACUAGAUCUGUUUGGAGAAGAAUGUUAAAGAGAUGUGAUUUAUAAUAUAUUUAGGGGAUACUUGUUCCAGACUGAAUUUAUAUAACUUGUAUUUCUGAUACUUUUGAAAUAAUUUUAUUGUAAUGAUUGAUUUAUAAAUAACACAUGACUUA